Molecule: messenger RNA, 1392 nt
Organism: Penicillium chermesinum
Lineage: Eukaryota; Fungi; Ascomycota; Eurotiomycetes; Eurotiales; Aspergillaceae
Product: NAD(P)/FAD-dependent oxidoreductase
Exons: 2
Coding region: 1-1392 (463 amino acids)
Cellular component (GO): cytoplasm
Molecular function (GO): oxidoreductase activity
Source: RefSeq, a predicted model, not a curated record
AUGGAGCCUAACAGAGAGCUUGAACGCGACUAUGCUAUCAUCGGAUCGGGGAUAACGGGAAUGUCGGUCGCCAAAAGCCUUCUAGAGCGACACCCAUCAGCCACGAUAACCAUCUUCGAAGCCCGAACGCUGUGCUCGGGUGCGACAGGCCGAAAUGGAGGCCAAAUGGCCGCCAACGUGGGCGAAGAGUAUGCCCAUCUCGCCGACGCCCACGGUCCUGAAAUGGCGGGCAAGAUUGUGUCGUUCACAUUCCACAACUUGCAGAAAAUGCAGGAGCUGAUCAAGGAAUACGAUGCCGAAGAACUGAGCGAGAUGCAGCGAUUGAAGAAGCUACGAGCGUUUUUAACCGAGGACUCGUUCGAGGGGUUUCAAAAGAGUAUCGCUCGUCUGGAAUCCGACCAUCCCUCCUGGAAAGGGCUGUAUACAAUACUGGAUAAGGAAACACUCAUUAAGGUUGGCGAAUUGAUGUUUGGAAGAUAUGUGGUGAAGCUGACCGACGUCAGGAAUAUGGCAUCCACGGAGCAGCAGGGGGAGCCCUGCUUCCUGCAGGAACCGUGUGGCCCUAUCGACUCGUCACGAAGAUCUUCGCCGACCUCCUCAAGAAGCCCGAAUAGGCUAACCAUUGAGACCCACACGCCUGUCGAGUCGGUCCAGAAUGACUCCAGCUUCAUCACGCCAACUACGUCGGUCUUUCCGUACACCAUCCAGACCCCGCGAGGACCCUCGCGAGUGGCCAAUGUGGUCUACUGCACAAAUGGGUAUAGUGGCCAUCUGAUCCCUGAGCUCCGGGGCCACAUCCACCCAUUCAAAGGCACAAUGACAGUUCAAGAUCCCGGGAACUCCGUGCCUAAUCAAGGUCAACAUUUAUCCUGGGGCUUCCAUUACCCACCGACCUACGAUCCCACCACCAAAGAAUCCGGCUACGGGCUGUACUACCUCGGCCAGAGUGCGAAGACGGGCUACUUCUACUUUGGCGGCGAAAACACGCGGAUCGAGGAUGCUGUUUCUGCAGAUGACAGUUUCGUGGGGAGCAACUCGGUGCUCCAUCUCCAAUCUGUUCUGCCGAAGUUCUUUGGCCAAAGGCCCGGUUCGCAAUGGAAGCUGGUGAGCUCCUGGAGCGGGAUAAUGGGAUUCUCGGCUGAUGGGCUGCCUCUCAUUGGCAGACUCUCAUCGUCGCUGACGGGCCGGAAUGGGAAAGGCGAAUGGAUUGCUGCGGCGUUUAAUGGGUAUGGCAUGGCUAACUGCCUGAUGUGUGGGGAUGCCCUUGUUUCGAUGAUACUUGGCGAGGGCUCGAACGAGUGGCUUCCUGGCGCAUAUGAAUUGAGUGAGAGCCGGCUGCAAAAUACUCUCGCAACCUCUGAAUCGAUCAGUGCCUUGACUCCUAAGCUCUGA